AUGUUGGAGAGGGUUGAAGAUGAGCUUCGCACUGCACCUUUGAAGCCCUGCAACACAGCCUCUCACGUUGAUGCCUCGGUCGGCCCCAAAAUCAAUCGGCCGCCAAGUUUACCGCGAAGAGUCCUGGAUCUCAGACGAUUUCCCACCGAGGGAAAGUUAUGCCUGUUAGAGUCAGAGGGCAUGAGCGGUGCCUAUGUUUGCCUGAGCUAUACAUGGGGCCCAAGAAACAAUGGCGUGACAACCCCUGACAACCUUCAGGCAAACUUCAACAAUAUCUCUUACGUCAAACUCCCACAGACAUACAAAGAUGCAGUAACGGUGGCAACGGCGUUAGAUAUCCCAUUCUUGUGGAUUGAUGGGCUAUGCAUCAUCCAAGGCGACAAAGACUCAGUAGACUGGAAGGAACAGUCCUCUCAGAUGGCCGAGAUUUACGGAAAUUCUCUUCUAGUAAUCGCAGCCGCGAAUUGCACCAGUGUGGAAGAUGGAUUCUUGUCUGCAGCAAACACCUCGCGGAGUCUCAUCAAGUUCGAGCUUCCUCGGGACACAAAUGCCCAUUCUGUGGUUUACGCUCGCGCAAUGCUCGACCAUAGCUGGCUUGGCUGGUCUACUCUAGCAGAGCCCAAGACAGAGGGGACGCUGAGCCGCAGUUGGUGUUUUCAGGAGGAGGUUCUCGCCUCUCGUAUUCUAACAUUCUACGGGGGCGAGAUGAACCUCCAAUGCCUGGACAGCGAGUACCGGUGCGAGUGCGAGUUUCCUGGCUCGUCUUUGGGCUUGGUGACGAUCAAGGAGCUGUACGAACCGCGCUUGCAGCUAAGCAACUUUGAAACACCCAACUGGAUGUGGCAGAGUACUGUCGAGCAUUACACGCGGCGACGGCUCACGGUGGCCACUGACAGGCUUGUAGCCUUGUCUGGCGUCGCUCGUGUAGCUCAAGUCGCUCUACGCACUCAAUAUGUCGCAGGACACUGGUGGGAUUCGGACUUUCUCUGCAGCCUGUGUUGGGCGCCUGUGCGAACCAAGGAGACUGAGCGUUCUUUUUCAAAAACAUACGUCGCGCCAUCGUGGUCGUGGGCGUCUCACAAUGGACCGGUUACGAUGUGGAUUCCGUACGCAGGCUCCGAAGAGCCGAUCACUCCCCGCUUUCUAGGGAAAACGGCUGCACGAGAGGUCAGCAUUGUUUCAACGACCCAAGAAUCUGCCGGAUCCAUUUCAAGCGGGAGCAUUACAGUUCGGGGUGUUUUCCUUGAUGUUGUAGUCGAGGCAGGUUCAAAAGAGCAGUUGGCUGGCGUAAUGAUGAGAAAUGGGGAGAAGAUCGCCUUCAAUUUUGACCGCCCUCUGGGAACGACAACCUUGGCCGACAGACCUGGGGGGCCUGAGCAUAUCUGCGAGCGCGUUGGCUUCGUCGACUAUGAGACAAGGGAUAAAUUAGAGUUCCAAAAGAACGACUCCAAUACGACGUAA
This is a messenger RNA of Colletotrichum graminicola M1.001, 1461 nucleotides long. RefSeq names its product heterokaryon incompatibility protein. NCBI's taxonomy places the organism in Eukaryota, Fungi, Ascomycota, Sordariomycetes, Glomerellales, Glomerellaceae. The record is from RefSeq and is a predicted model, not a curated record. The transcript is spliced from 3 exons. Bases 1 to 1461 code for a protein of 486 amino acids.